Dipodomys ordii (Ord's kangaroo rat) is the source of this 950-nucleotide messenger RNA. RefSeq names its product malonyl CoA:ACP acyltransferase (mitochondrial) (gene Mcat). The annotation marks the transcript as partial. The record is from RefSeq and is a predicted model, not a curated record. NCBI's taxonomy places the organism in Eukaryota, Metazoa, Chordata, Mammalia, Rodentia, Heteromyidae. Gene Ontology annotation, molecular function: transferase activity. The transcript has 3 exons.
UGCUCCGUGCUGCUCUUCCCCGGGCAGGGCAGCCAGGCGGUGGGCAUGGGCCGCGGCCUGCUCGGGUACCCGCGCGUCCGCGAGCUCUACGCGGCCGCCAGCCGCGUGCUGGGCUACGACCUGCUGGAGCUGAGCCUGCACGGCCCGCAGGAGGACCUGGACCGCACCGUGCACUGCCAGCCCGCCGUCUUCGUGGCCUCGCUGGCUGCCGUCGAGAAACUCCAUCACCUGAAGCCCCAGGUCAUUGAGAACUGCGUUGCGGCUGCUGGAUUCAGUGUGGGGGAAUUUGCAGCCCUUGUGUUUGCUGGAGCCAUGGAAUUUUCUGAAGAUGCAUCAUGUGGAGCACAGCAGCAGCGCAUGGCUAGCAGCAGCACACUGCCCUGUGCAGCCUCAGGUCUGCUGUCUGGAUGCCGAGAACUUGCUGUUCACCCGUGUCAUUCUUCCCUUGAUGGUGCCCGCCUUAAGCCACCUUCCUUUCCCCAGGCUCUGCAGUUUCUCCGGAAGAACUCCUCUAAGUAUCACUUCCGGCGCACCAAGAUGCUGCCAGUGAGUGGCGCCUUCCACACGCGCCUCAUGGAGCCCGCUGUGGAGCCCCUGGCCCGAGUUCUGAAGACCAUUGACGUGAAGAAGCCUCUGGUGGCUGUGUACUCCAAUGUCAGCGGGAACCGGUACACGCACCCCACGCACAUCCGGAAGCUGCUGGGCGAACAGGUGGUGUCCCCGGUGAAGUGGGAGCAGACCAUGCACGCCGUUUACCAGAGGGAGAAGGGCGCCGCAUUCCCCAGCACGUUCGAGGUGGGCCCCGGGACGCAGCUGGGGAGCAUCCUGAGGAGCUGCAACAUGCAGGCCUGGAAGUCAUACAGCCACGUGGAUGUGAUGGAGGGCAGCCAGGACCCGGAGCCCGGCACCCCCGAGGCUCUGCACUGACCCAUCUGCAGGCUGGCUAAAGA